AUGGACUCGAUUCGCCUGUUCCUGAGAUCAAAGUUUGAAAAAGAUAUAGUUCUCUGAGCAAAGAAGUUCAUCUUCUUUUAAGAUCCGCCAAAAUUACGUUACUACUCACGUCUGAAGGCUUCAUUUCAGAGUUUGCAAACGAAGCAAUGAGUGGGUUUCGUUUUCAAUAAAAAUCUGAGCCUCCUAAUUUCAGGAAUUUCUCGAGCUGCUGUCAUCCUUCUUUUUGUGUCUUUGCGAUUUCAAGCAACAUUUGCGUUGGAACUCAAUUAUAGAACGUUUUGAAUUAUUUUCCCCAGUUAUAGGAAGGGUUUGUCCAAAAAUUACCUCCAACCAUCAAUGUUAUCCACUUCCAUUAAAGUGAUUGAUAAAUUAGAUUAUCCGAAAACAGCCGAACCAAAUUUUACUCUCUCAUUGUCUUCAAAAUACCACACAAUUUAUUCUUAAUCAGAAGAAAGUUCGGCUCAUGUUUUCCGGAACUAAAAUGGGAGAUGCGUAUAUUAACAAGUUUGAAGCGUUGCGUACGCGAAGCGGCUUUUUGGUGCAGAAUUCGAGGUCGAAUUAAAUCCUGUAAAAUGUGAAAAAUCGGCUAUACUCUAAUUCUUUCUACGAUUUCUUUCAAAAGUAAACAAAAGGAAGCUCUGGCGGUUCAGAUUUUUAAUGUCAGGCAGCUUAGUCCGCUUCCAAGGCUACAAUAUCUUUCGCAUCAAAGUUUUAUCGCAGACGACGACCCUUUAAUAAGGCUGCAUUUUUGACUUUUUGUUCUAUCUCUCAGAUCAAAAUAGAUCAAAAACCGUCCAGCGCGAUGAAACAUCGACGCGAAAAGGUACCGUCUCAGCAGGGGCGGAGUUAGGUGGCUGACAUUCAAAAUCUGAAAAGACUAUAUGCGAUCCGAUAGUUGUAUAGCCGAUUCAUGGCUAUACAACUAUCGGACGCAAGAAGAAGUGGCCUUUCUGCGCUCUCGACCCACCAGGCACUAUUUCUUUUAUUAUCUUCUCAGGACCCUUUUUUGAUGGCUCAAGUCAACCGUGAAUCAGCUAUACAACUCAAUAACUGUUUCCACAAAACUUCGGUUUAAGAAAUCGCAGCGCCCAAUGCUAACAUUACCACGGCCAAAGUGAUCAAUACAACUUCCACGACUACCAAAGCGACGACGACUUUCACGACCACAAAAGCAACGACGACAUCAACGACUACAGAAACGACGACGACAUCCGGUACUACGAAGGUGACGAUGACUUCCACGACGACCAAAACAGCGACGACGACUCCAACCAUUCAUUCGCCUACUUCUUCCGCAGCCUUUGCGAAAACCUCAGUUCCUUUUGGAACUACCACAGAAAAAGAACAAGGAGUAUGUAUUAUUACUUCAAAUUUUUUUAUUAUAAACUCUUCAGUGUCAAGAUCAAAAAAAUGAGAAAAAUUUCGAAAAGUCAAAAAAAUUUAAUGAUGGAAUUAUUUUUAAGUUUUUUUCGUUACAACCGCCACAUGCGCUCGAAAAAAAUGUUUCAAAGGAAGUUAAAUAAAAAAAUUUUUAUGGAGGUUUCCAUGAUUUUUGUUUUGGAAAGUAUAUUCAAGGUCUUCGAAAAAAAUAUCGCUUACCCCCAAAAAAAUUUCCUAUAUAUAUACCUCAGUAGUGCAGAUAUAAAACUUCUUGUCUAAGGCCUUUAUUUCUGACGGAAAUAUAGUUUUUUUUUUAGUAAUUCCCCUAAAUUAUUCAGACUUUGGCGAGAAACUCGAAAAAUAAAUGGAUCGAAACGACGCCGGAGAUUGACAUCCUGCGCGCGUGAGUUUCAAUGUAGUGGAAAGGAUUGUGGAGUGAGCUGUUUCAGGAAGAAGUUCAACAAGUACUUGAUCAUUUUGAGCGGCCUGAUAGUUUUCUUCGCAAGUGUGCAUCUCUUGGCCUUUUUCUGGUUGAAAAGAUUGGUGCUCGACAUAUAA
Molecule: messenger RNA, 1938 nt
Organism: Caenorhabditis auriculariae
Lineage: Eukaryota; Metazoa; Nematoda; Chromadorea; Rhabditida; Rhabditidae
Source: the annotation of a GenBank genome assembly